Molecule: messenger RNA, 1020 nt
Organism: Cryptococcus wingfieldii CBS 7118
Lineage: Eukaryota; Fungi; Basidiomycota; Tremellomycetes; Tremellales; Cryptococcaceae
Product: prephenate dehydratase
Exons: 3
Coding region: 1-1020 (339 amino acids)
Biological process (GO): L-phenylalanine biosynthetic process
Cellular component (GO): cytoplasm
Molecular function (GO): prephenate dehydratase activity
Source: RefSeq, a predicted model, not a curated record
AUGCCCCCCCCGCCAGCCAAGAGACAGAGGCAGCAUGUCGAGCUCGCAUUCCUAGGUCCUCGCGGCACGUAUGGCGAGCAAGCAGCUCGAGCGUUUGCUUCACGCUUCCAUACCCCCGUCGACCUCGUCCCCUGCAGUACCAUCGCCGCCAGUAUCAAAGCCGUCUAUGAUUCCCCAUCCCCGCAUAUCGUCCUGCCCCUCGAGAACACCCUGCAAGGAGGCGUCCAAGAAACGCUCGACUGUCUCUUAUCCUCCCUCAACCCCCAAGCCUCGAAACCCGGCGCCAUCGAGCGUCAAAUUAAGCUCACCCUCUCCCUCCCCAUUCGGCACUGCCUCGUCGCUUUGAAAGGCACGCAGUUGUCUGAAAUCACAUAUGUGCGGUCGCACGAACAGGCGCUGGGGCAGUCGGCUCGGUAUUUGGAUGAGAAGCUGCCGAGGGCGAAGAGGGAGAGGUGGUCGAGUACUGCUGGGGCUGCUGUGAGUCUGCUUGAGAGUCCUGAGGAAGGAGAGGGGAAGGGGGCUGCGAUUUGUUCAAAAGCUGUUUUGGGGUUGUACCCUGAUGCGCUUGAGGUGUUGCAUGAAGGGACGCAGUACGGUGAUCGUAAUUACACCCGUUUCCUUCUCCUCUCUCCCCCAUCCAGCCCCCUCCCCAAAAUAAUCCCCAACCCCAGAAUCUUCUCCGACGCAGACAGGAACCACAUCUACGCCAUCCCCUCCGUUAACCUCACCGGUUUCCUCUCUUCCGUCGGCUUGCCUGCCUCAGAAGGCAUGGGCGAAGGCCGGUAUGUCAAGAUGAUCCAUACCCGCCCAGCGGCGGAAGGGUGGACAGCGGGAGAGUUUGAAGAGAGGGAAGAUUUCCCGAGGUGGCAUCUGGUGGAGAUUGAUGGAGAGUUGGCGGAUGAUGACCAGUUGGAUGACGAUGAUUCGGAUGCGGAUGGGGAGGGGGAGGGGGGAGGGUACAAGUUGUUGGGGAUUGUACAGGAUGAGAUAGGUCACAUGGAGUUGAGCAAGUUGUUGUGA